This is a messenger RNA of Drosophila subobscura, 2288 nucleotides long. RefSeq lists its product as uncharacterized. The record is from RefSeq and is a predicted model, not a curated record. NCBI's taxonomy places the organism in Eukaryota, Metazoa, Arthropoda, Insecta, Diptera, Drosophilidae. The transcript is spliced from 6 exons. The coding region runs from base 693 to 2252 and encodes 519 amino acids.
UUCCCGCGGUUUUACUAAUUGUUGGUGUAUUUGUUGUUUAAGUGCUGCUAAACUGCAGUUUAAUCAAUUUAAUUUAAAGUGCAAGUGUGUACCAAGUAGUGUGUGCUUUAGUUGUUCUUAGAUGACGUCGAGGGAACGUCCAUGGAUGCGUGCGUGUGUGUAUGAGAAAAAAUAAAUCCUAUUGCGUCGCCAGCACAAUGCUGUAUCGAUAUGCGUGAGCGGCUGCCGCCAAAAAGUUGUGUAUUCCCGCUCUUUUGCUAAUUGUUGGUGUAUUUUUUGUUUAAGUGAUGCAAAAUUGCAGUUUAUUAAUUUAAUAUCAAGUGCAAAGGUGUGCCAAGCAGUGUGUUUUUUGUUUUUGUGCAGGAAAGUCUUCAAAUCCAAGCAGAAUCCGUAGAUGACGCCGAAGACACAUUCAUGGAUGCAUGCGUGUGUGUGCGAGGACGCAUAAAAGCAAUUCCAGAGAGAUUGAGCACGAGUGCACGAUCAGCACUUCCAGCCGAAAGACGGAAGUUCUCGAGCCCAAAGCUUCGUUGUUCAUUCAAUCCUGCGGACGCCACGGCAGAGAAAACAACAGAACGGAGACUACCGAGUGGAAUUUUACUUUAAUUUCGCAAGCUGUGAUUUUUACAUCAGACACAACACAACAAUAAUUCAGAGAGCACUCCGCUCGGCGACUGGGGAGCGAAGCCGUCAUGGCAAUGAAUCUGGAAGAUACUUUAAACAAGUUCAACCGCGAACUAAUCAACUUCGACCAACACCGACAGAAAUACACCGAGCACUACAGCGAGCUGCGGAACAAGCUCUACUCCCUGUGGAAGGCAGAACUGGGCAAGCUGCUCAAGGGAUCCACCCUGGGAGGAAGCUAUGGCGACAAUCUGAAGGUGUCCAUGCCGGAUGAGUUUGACUUGGUGAUUCAUUUGGUGUUUCCCCAGAAUGACAAAAUCAUUGUGAGGCCGGACCCCAGUCGCCCAGGGAACGUGACUCUCGAUAUGACAAAGGUGAUGGAGGCCAUCAGGGAGAAGGAAAGUGUUAUCUACGGGCAACUCCAGAAGAUGGUCAACGGAAAGAACUUGCUCCUAGAGGACAGGCUACAGAACUGGCUGCAGAGCCUAAUGACUCAGGCGCUGAACAAGAUGGAUAACAAGAUCGAGGUGAGCAAGUCGAUCUCCAAGUUGAAGUACAAGAAGUCAGGGCCAGCGCACACCAUCUACGUGGAGGGGCCCUACAAGUACUCCGUGGACUUUGUGCCGGCCAUCAAGCUGACUGCCGCGCAGAGCAUCCUUGUUGCCCAGCAGAAGGCACAUUUUGGCCACACCACGCAUUGGGAUGCGAUUCCCAAACCCUUGAAGCCGCCCCAGACCGACAACAUAUCCUUCCGGGCCUCCUACUACGACGCCGAGCAUGAACUGCUCAAGGACAAGGGCAACCUGAAGAGCGCCGUGCGGCUGCUGAAGAAGUUCCGCGACACCAAGCAGAACCUGGGCAAUCUGAAGAGCUACUUCAUCAAGACAGUAUUCCUCUGGGAGGUCACCAAGCGGGAUCGCAGCUACUGGCAGAGUCCCCUCCAUGAGAUCUUCAUUGAGAUGAUGAACAAGCUGGCCAAUUCGCUGACUCCGAACAAGGGCAGGAUCCUAUUCUUCUGGGACCCCAAACUGAAUAUGAUUGGCGACCUGAGCUGCAACCAACGCGCGGAAAUGUUCAACUGUGUGUCGAAGGGCGAGUACCGUUUCCACAGGGCAGCCGGCAACCUCACGGAUGACAUCAAGGAAAACAUGCACAGCUCCUUCAGUAACCGCGAGCAACGGGGCAUAGAGAAAAAGCCUGCCCAGCCGAAGCCCAAACUCAGUUCCGAGGUGUGCGAGAAGAAAACUGUGGAAACUCAGACCGAGUGCAAACCUAAAGCGAAGGGUUCUACAACUCAACUGGAAAUCUCAACAGCCAAUCUCCAGUUGGGUGCUAAAAAGAAAGAUUCCACUUCUUUGCUUCCUUCGCCGCCGGGUUCUGCUUCGAACCCGAACCUCAACCUAAAGAAAACUGUGGAAGAGGAAAGUCAAAGCAAGAAAAAGACGAAGGAGCAUGCUGGCUCGAUUGCUGCAAGUGAGAAGGGAAUUGUAAUGCCCAAGCCCCAGUUGGGUGUCAAAAAGAAGGCAAGCGAAACCAAGCCGAAGGCAAGCGGAUCCCAGUCGGAAACUGCAACCAACUCGAAGCUGAAGCCGUACGUCGACUCGGCAUCGUUCUGCAACUUGGGCUAGACAUGGAAGUGGAGGAGGAGUAGCAGUGCGAGCGGC